Molecule: messenger RNA, 2824 nt
Organism: Tremella mesenterica DSM 1558
Lineage: Eukaryota; Fungi; Basidiomycota; Tremellomycetes; Tremellales; Tremellaceae
Exons: 4
Coding region: 341-2707 (788 amino acids)
Source: RefSeq, a predicted model, not a curated record
CACCUCUUCAGACAAGUACAUAUCAGCUCAUGUCGGACCAGCCAACCCAACACGUAAUCAUCAACGACUAGAAAGAUCUCCAAAAGAGCCGUUAAGAAAAGAGAUCGAGGAAACGCCACGGCGGCCGGGCUCGGCGCAACUUACGGAUUCCCUUGACCGAGCUUCAUCGGCACAGUCCACGUUGUCCUUUUCCACACCACCUUUGAUUCUGCCCCUCGGUCAUCACCUUCAUCCCUCCCUCUCUCACUCACUCUCUCUCUUCCAGCGAUCUACGAGCAAUCAGGGUUCAAGCUACCCCUUUCAUACAUCCCGACCAGAAAGUAAGGAGAUAAUCGCAAGGAUGCAGGUGGAUACGUCGUUCACGGGAUUGAAUGUCCCUAAUCCGUCUCCUCGAAACUCGCCUCGUUCUUCCACUUUCCCUCUAGCCCCUCCACCUGUUCUCCCAAGAUUACGGAGUCGAACUUCUACUGUAUCCUUCAUGCCUGCCAUCGAUCACCCUUUCGAAGAUAUGCAAGUGACUUCUGUCCCUCUACCUCGACAAAACCCUUCGAACGGUGACUCCAUCUCAAGGUCUCUCGAAGAAAACCCGGCAGGACCAUCGAGACUCUCCUCAUCCAGCCCUGGUAGACCAAAAGGACGCAAAGCAAGUAAAUCCGUAUCUAGCGGACGACCAUCCAUGACGGUCCCGAAUAAACGCACAAAAACCAUUCAUCCCGAGCUGUCACUAAGGUUGACGUUACCGUCUGACAACUCCUCUGCAGGACAAGGAGUCAAGAGACGGACAUCUACACCACAUCUCGGUGUCAAAUUUCCCAUUGAUUCCGACGAAGAGGACGGAGAUGAUCAAUCAUUGGGUUUGAAGGAAGUUAAGAGUAGAGCUCGAUCCACUUCUACCAGCAUUGUGGUCCCUGAUCAACUCCCCCAUCCUACAAUCUCACCCGUGAGAACACUUUCGCCGAUAGCGACAGCGAUGACAUCUGUCCCUACCUGGACGGACAUCUACGUAACUCCUGCUUCUCCCGAUUCGGUCGAUCCUCGAAACCUCCCUCCUUCACUCUCUUCGGCGACUAGUAUGGAUACGUCCCCCUCCGUACUGAGCGGGGCCUACAAUAUCGGAGAGAAGACAGUCAUGAAGAUCGCCACCUUCUUCCGGCCACCGCAAUAUCGGGCCGUGCCCCAUCGCAGAGGCUCAGAUGGGGAUAUCGACUCAGAGAAAGGUCUCGAUGGAUCGGAAGAGGAUGGUACUGUCGAUUCCACAUUCUAUUUUUCAUUACCUCCCACGCCACCGGAAGAAAAGGAUGGUCGCAAUGACAUCGAUUUUGGCACGGCUUUGCGAACCGCCGGUGGAUUGUCAGAAGCCAGUUUGCCCACUCCAGCGUUAUCUGCCCGAAGUCUCUCGAGAGGAGAUAGUAAAAAGAGGAAGAUGCGGUGGUCUCGUGACAAAGUUGAGAAUGGAGAAGCGGGCUGGCUUCGUUCUGUCCUCGGAGCAUGGUUCACCAGAGGGACAAGCAGUGGCAAGACGGGAGAGGUUUUACGAGAGCUAGGUUGGACUGUGGGGAUCCUGGUUGGGAUGUUCUUUAUCACUGCAGCUCUGGCCUUAUGGAUGAUUCGGGGGAUGCCAAUAACCCAGCUGAAACACCUUCCAUCAUCCACGACGGACUUGCAACUCCUGUCCGCUGAGAUACGCGCCUACAUGACCUCCUCGGAUAUUGGAUAUUGGCACACUGUCGCUGUUUUGACCUUUGUCGGAUGUUGGAAACAUGCCUGGUCCGUCCCUGGCGCAGUGAUACUCAACAUUCUUGUCGGCUCCGUUCUCGAACCAUUCCCUGCUUUAUUCCUCCUCACCAUAAUCACCGCCUCUGGAUCUCUUGGUUCCUAUCUCCUGUCUCGACCUUUGGCACCCUUGAUCGCUGUCUUAUUCCCUAAACCACUCGCACUUGUCCGAGCCGCUCUCGCUCCUGAAUCCAUCCCUUCUCCUCCUUCUUCCGCUAUCGAGACCGACACUAUCACACCUAUCCAAGUAUCUUCCGACCCUUCCGUAUCACCCAUGGGUGGAGUUGAAGCCAAACCCAACGUCUGGCGUCGACUUUUGAUCAUGCGAGCCAUGGGUUUCGUACCUUGGUCAGGGAUGAAUGUCGCCUGCGGAGUAGUGGGAGUAGAUUGGAAAGUUUUCUGGCUUACUACGGCUGCGGGAUCAGCAAGUUGGUCUUACGUUACCGCUUCAGUCGGUAACAUCCUAUCCCGUCUCAACAUACCAACUUCAGGAACAGGAACAGAAUUCGAUGGACAAGGAGAAUCUUUAACAGCUCUACUACGUGAUCCUAUGCUCAUUGGUAAACUCGUCAUUCUCACUUGUCUCACAUUACUUCCUGUCGUACUCAAACGUCGUACAUCUUCACCUUCAACUAAAGAAUAUGAAAUGACAACAAACGAUACGAUCGAAUCACUCGGUACUCCUUCUCCUACCGGACAUAGACUUCGAGCGUUACGUUCUCUACGUUUAGCAGCUUUGGUGGAAUCACCAAGUUCACCUCCGAUGUCACCUCUCACUCAAAGUUUAGCUAGGUUCACACCGACUCCAAGAGCGUUCGAUCUGUUAUCAUUCGGAAGAGCAGCGGCGAGACAAGGAGGAAGGAUGGUUUUGACUGGGAUCAGAUCCACGGGGGAAAAGGCGAAAAGAAUGGCAGGAUCAAUAACGAGGAGUUGAUGGAUGAUACGAGUAUGGUUUUAUGUUGUUAUGUGGUGGGCUUAUCUGGUAUGAUAAAACGAGCAUAAUGAUUCUGCAUGGUUGGUUUCAGGAAUGAAUAUGUAUCACUUUAUCAAC